AUGGCCAGCAGCCGCUACCUCUCCGACCUCUUCACCACGCUGGUGGACCUCAAGUGGCGCUGGAACCUGCUCAUUUUCCUGCUGACCUACACGGUGGCCUGGCUGGUGAUGGCCUCGAUGUGGUGGGGCAUCGCCUACCUGCGAGGUGACCUGCACCAGGCGCACGAUGACACCUACAGCCCCUGCGUGGCCAACGUGUACAACUUCCCCUCCGCCUUCCUCUUCUUCAUAGAGACCGAGGCCACCAUCGGUUACGGGCACCGCUACAUCACCGAGCGCUGCCCCGAGGGCAUCGUGCUUUUCCUCUUCCAGUCGCUGCUGGGCUCCGUGGUCGAUGCCUUCCUCAUCGGCUGCAUGUUCAUCAAGAUGUCCCAGCCCAAGAAGCGAGCCGAGACGCUCAUGUUCAGCCGCGCCGCGGUCAUCUCGCAGCGGGACGGGAGGCUCUGCCUCAUGUUUCGUGUCGGCAACCUCCGCAACAGCCACAUGGUGUCCGCCCAGAUCCGCUGCAAGCUGAUCAAGUCCAGGCAGACACCGGAGGGAGAGUUUCUGCCACUAGACCAGUGUGAACUGGAUGUUGGAUUUGGAACUGGAGCCGACCAGCUGUUUUUAGUUUCCCCUUUAACCAUCUGUCAUGAAAUUACCUCAGAGAGCCCCUUUUUCUGCCUCUCACAAAGAUCACUGAGAAGUGAGCAAUUUGAAAUAGUUGUCAUCCUCGAAGGAAUCGUUGAGACCACGGGAAUGACGUGUCAAGCUAGGACCUCGUAUACAGAAGAUGAAGUCCUUUGGGGUCACAGGUUCCUCCCUGUAAUGUCUCUGGAAAAUGGUUUUUUCCGUGUUGAUUAUUCUCAGUUUCAUGCUACAUUUGAAGUGCCCACUCCUCCUUACAGUGUUAAAGAGCAAGAAGAAAAGCUGUCCCUGUCAUCUCCUUUCAGUAGUCCCGUCGAUAAUAACAAAACCAGAGGAGAACAGGUUUGUCUGCUUGACUGUGUUGAUAUUGCAGGAGAGAAGGACAAACUCCCUUUCAAACUUCAGAAGAUUAGCUCAGGAAAGGAAAGCCUUCCACAAAGAGCCCUGAGAAUGAGUUCCAGCAACACAGAGAAGACUUUCAGUACUGGAGAUCUCCUGAAAAUUCAAGAAAUAAGUCCCAGCUCUGAGGGUGAAGACAGUGAUGACAGGAUGCAGCUGAAAGCCUCAAAAAUAAGUGCUGAGGCUUUGACUCAGUCUGCCAGUGAUCUCGAGUUACACAGGAUCUCUCCAAGUACAGGUGCUCUGGAGGUGAAAUUGGAAGAUAAUUUACCUGCCAAACUUUGAAAAAUGAACUCUGAUUGCCUCUCUUAAGAGCUGAAGAAACAGGAGUUGCUGCUGAUAAACUGCAUUUAACUGAGACUGCUGAUCUGAGAAAGUUGUUUUACAGGAAAGUCAUAAUUUGGUUUUGCCACUUUCAGGAAGAAUGAUCCUUUUUGCAUAAUUGUUCUGUACAGAUCCAAUUUAGGUAACAUAAUAGGACUUUGAGGAGGCAGUAAGAUUAAACUGUCAUGCCAAAGAGAUCCCUGCCCUAGUGAUGUUUAUCAGCAUGCUCACUGCACAUCUACAUUGUCUUCUGUGUAUGCAGAUGCUUUUUCAUGAAGCAAGGAUCAGAUCUUUAAGUCACAGGGGGUGUAACACCAGCUGAAACGUGGUUUUGUGCAGCUCAGAUCUUGGACUGUUCCUGAAGUAUAAAACAACAGAACACAGGAAAAAUCUGUGAUGCUGCUUGGUCACAGUCCAGUUCUCUCUGAGGGACCCCUUUGGAAAGUGGCCUUCCUGUGACACCUGGAGACUGCAUCCCUCAUCAGUGAUCUCCUUCUGUGCUCCCAGUGUCUCAUUCAUUGCCAGGCAGGUAAAGGAAGCAGUUUGCAAUAACCAUUUGGGUCAUUUGACUCUCAUAAACGUGUUCAGAACUAGACCUCAGCAUUUGAUUAGGUGGAUCACAUGUUGAAUUUUAAC
Manacus vitellinus (golden-collared manakin) is the source of this 1986-nucleotide messenger RNA. RefSeq names its product G protein-activated inward rectifier potassium channel 1-like. The transcript has 4 exons. The record is from RefSeq and is a predicted model, not a curated record. Gene Ontology annotation, cellular component: plasma membrane. Gene Ontology annotation, biological process: potassium ion import across plasma membrane; regulation of monoatomic ion transmembrane transport. Gene Ontology annotation, molecular function: G-protein activated inward rectifier potassium channel activity. NCBI's taxonomy places the organism in Eukaryota, Metazoa, Chordata, Aves, Passeriformes, Pipridae. The coding region runs from base 1 to 1311 and encodes 436 amino acids.